AGGCCCGCCGCGCGGGCGGCGCAUGGACGGACCGCCCUUGCUCUGGGCGACGUUCGCGGCCGCCUGGAGUGCGACGCUGGGCGCCUGCUGGUCGAGGGGGCGGGCGACGCCCGUGGCCUCCGGCUGGCGCCCGCCGCCGCCGCCAUCUUGCGGCGCGGAGGAAGGCUGCCCCUGCUCUUGUGACCUGGAGCUCCGACGCAUCAUCGACCUCCAGGGCGAGGUCGUGAACCUCCAGGCGGAGGUCCCGAUGCUCCGGUGCCUGCUGCUCGUUGGGCUGCUGACGCUCGGCCUGGCGACCUCCAGCGCUGGGGCGCUGGGGUUCCUGGCUGGCUGGCGUCGGCGCAACCGCUGCGGUGGGCGCGGACGUGGGCCCGAGAGGAACCCAAGGCGCGGGGAGCCGGCGGCGGCCUCGCCAGAGCCCCGGCCGCCGCCAGCGGCUCCCGUGGGGGCGACGCCGCGCCGAGCACCCCGAGCCGACGCCAUGGCUGACACUUUCGCCCUGGACAUCGCGGACUCGCAGGUCCUCAUGAGGUACGAACGCGGCCUUCGAGGGUUCCACUGGCAUCGCAGGGCGCUCCUGAUCCGCGUGGACGGGGACAUCAGGAUCGCGCUGACCCCGGACCUCGGGCUCGGGGCGGUCAUGCUGCUGGACGCCCGGCACGGGAUGCUAGAAAGGCGGGCGCCGUUCCCAGCGCACUUGGCCUGCCAGGUCUACGCCCGCGACCCGAUCGAGGACGCGGCGUCGGCCAGCUACCAACGCAGGGCGAGGAUGCAGGGCCAGCUGCUGGGGAUCGGCCAGGUCGGCGCGGUGGAUCGGACGGUCCAGGUGAUCGCGGAGGCACGUUCCGUGAGGUUCUGUGAGGUCGUGGACGCGGCUCUGAUGGACGACGACGCCUUCGGCGCCCGCGUCGACACGAAAGACGCGGCGGCGCUGGACGGCGGGGGGUUCCUGGUGCAGAAGAACGCGGCGAGCGGCCUGACGGACUUCAAGGAGGGGGCGGUGACCGGCCUCGGCGACAUCCACGCGCUCGGCGACCACGCGGGCGACACGGGGCAGAGUGUCCUCCACCUGACGGAGACGGACGCCCUCUGGCGCGACACCGAGCAGAGGGGCGUCCUCUUAGCCGACGUCAGGAGCGCGAGGGCGCUCCUGGACCACGUCGGGGCAGGGCCGGGCAACAUGACCUCGUACCGAUCGGAGUGGGAGCGCCUCAGCGGCGUAGGCAAGUGGUCGGCCGUCGACCACGUGCAUCGAUGCAGGUGCGAGGUGAUCCGUCGCAUGCGCCCCUGGGACCCAGUCGACCUCUCGAUGAUGGCGUCGGCCGGGUCGGUCGCGCGCUGGCUGACCCAGACGAUGAUAGCGGUGGAACGGACCCCUCGGCUCCCCGACUACAGUGGCCUCGACGUAUGGUUGUCCACGCCGGUCAACGCCGUGAGUCGCGCCUCGACCUCGAGGUUCAUCUCGUGGAUCACCGACCGCCUCAGGGAAAGGACCGCCAUCAUGAAGCAAGAGCGGCUCUAUCGUGGGGGGCGGACGCAGACGAGGAAGGGCGACGGCGAGAAGGGCGGGGAGGGCGACGGCAAGGGCCCGAGGACGAAGAAGAAGGGGAAGGAUGGCCCCCCCGCAGCCGACAUCUACGCGGGCUCGCCACCUCCGCGUCCGGAGGGGUCAGGGCGCGAGACCGACGGCAUGGAGAUCCGUUCCCUCUGCCUCGAGAUGCCGCUGCCCUCGGCGAUGCAUGGGCCCCUCCGACCCGCCGCCGUGCAGCGCUGGAUGCUCCAGAACGUCGCCCGGCGGGUCGAGGCGUACGGGGAUCGCCCUGCUGACCUCGCCGAGGAGUCAUCCCUGUCGGAGAUCCUCGACUCCAGAGACCACUGCGGCAUGGAGCCCAAGAACUUGGCCUGCUUCGAGUUUGACAAGGUCAAGAACCUGCAUCGGAAGGUUCACGUGCGGCCCAUUCGCCGCGAGCUCCCUCCUGCAGCGCUUGGCUACCUCAGACACUCAGCCGAUCUGAUCGAGAUGGAUGAGGCGGAGCUUGAGAAGGGCUUGCUGACUUGGCGCCGGCGGCUGAAGAGGCGCGCGGGCAUCUUCGUGGUCGAGAAGAAGGAUGGGCCCCAGAGGCUGAUCAUCGACGCCCGAGCGGCCAAUCGGGCACGUCGCCCGCCGCCCACCACGCGACUUGGGUCCUCGCGCUGUAUGGCCGACCUGGACCUCUCCGUCCCCAGGCUGAAGGCCUCCGGCUUCGGCGGCCUCGGCUCGGGGCCCGCGGCGAGCCCGCGCGGGGAGGAGGGCGACGUCGGGGGCUGCUUCUAUAACUACACAGUCCCCGAGCUCGCCUCCUGGUUCGGCUUCGAGGACCACUUCGACACCUACGAGCUGGAGGACAUGGAGUGCCGGCCCGCCAUGAUCUGGGGCGACGCCGAGGGGGCGGAGACCAAGGUCGUGGACGGCGAGGUGCUCUACCCGUGCAUGGCCGCUGUCUGCGUGGGCUGGUCGUGGGCCCUCUUCUUCGCCAACGAAGCCGUCACCUACCGUGUUGAGCGCACUUUGGACGGAGGGGCUGACCAGAUCAUGCGGGAGAUGCAGCCGGCUCCAGUUUUGAAGCCUGGCAAGUGCGUGGCCGGCGUGUACGUGGACAACGCGCAGGUCAUGGGUGGCUGCGCGGGUGACGCCGGGAAGCAGAUGCAUGAGAUUGAGAAGAGUUUUUGUGAAGAUAACAUGCCUUUCGACGUGGGGCCUCGCGACGGUUUCGAGAUGCAGUCGCUGGGCCUGGUGCGCCAUUGGCGCGACCGACGGCUACGACAUGUUUCCCGCCGCGUCUGGUGGACCCACCUGGCCGGCCAUGCCCUGCUGCGCCGUCGCAAACUGCACGGGCACAUUCUGCAGUGCUGGCUCGGCCACGUGGUGAACUUGAACCAGCUGUGCCCGGAGGCCAUGUCCGCGCUGAACGCCUGCUACCGCUUCAUCGAGGAGGCCUUGGAGGCCGACCUGGGCACCACCUUCUCCAACGAGGUCUACUGCGGCGACUCCUCCACCCGGGGCUACGCCCUCCACGUGACGAAGGCGGAGCCCAGCGAGUUGCGCGAGGCCUGGAGGUGGAGAGAGCGUUGGCGCUACCGCGACAUCCCCGUGCAGGAGGGCCACAUGACCGACGGCCUCAGCUACGCGCGGGGCGACGCGCCCGGCCUCUCGGCUGGGCCGCGCGCGGCCUUCGGCCAGGCCCUUCGGGCCCGUGCCGACGACCUGCGCCUCGGGUCACCUUCGGCGGCCGCGCCGCCGCGGCGCCCUCGAGUCAAGAUCGACCUGGGCGCGGGGAUCUCCCGCCUGGCCGACGGCUGGACUGGGCGCCAUCGCUGCCAGCUCGUCGCGGCGGACCGCUGGCGCUGGCAGGAGGAGCACAUCAAUCUGAAGGGGGCCCGGGUGGCUUUGAUGGGCCCACGGCGUCGCUGCCGCACGGUGGGACGGCUGGGCUCGAAGCUGCUCACCCUCAGCGACAGCCAGGUGACCGUGGGGGCCUAUGAGAAGGGCCGCUCCAGUGCAGGGCUGCAGUCGCUGUGUCGGCGAGCGGCAGCCUACCGCCUCGGCGGCCAGAUCGCAUGGCGGCUCCGCUACAUCGAGACGGAUCGGAACCCUAGCGACCAGGACUCGCGCCGCUGGGACACCAAGCGCUCGGCGGGGGCGGAGCACUCGUCGGGCGAGCUGGGC
Molecule: messenger RNA, 3706 nt
Organism: Prorocentrum cordatum
Lineage: Eukaryota; Dinophyceae; Prorocentrales; Prorocentraceae
Source: the annotation of a GenBank genome assembly